Messenger RNA from Mucor velutinosus, 240 nucleotides. RefSeq lists its product as uncharacterized. NCBI's taxonomy places the organism in Eukaryota, Fungi, Mucoromycota, Mucoromycetes, Mucorales, Mucoraceae. The transcript has 2 exons. The record is from RefSeq and is a predicted model, not a curated record. The coding region runs from base 1 to 240 and encodes 79 amino acids.
AUGCUUGAAUUACCUACCCAGAUUGUCAAAAAACACAAGAAGGCGCUAGAAAAAGCGCAAAAUCUCAACAUUAGCAACAAAAAGUUCACUGAACUUAAGGAAAAGUGGGAUGAUUACGUCGCAGUGCUAUCAACGCCAGUAACAACCAACGGCAUCAAGGACAUGUUAGCUAAUGCUGAAAACCAAACUGAAUUAGCCAACAAAACCAAUUAUAUACAGCUUUGUGCUCAAUAUCUAUAG